Molecule: messenger RNA, 1439 nt
Organism: Punica granatum (pomegranate)
Lineage: Eukaryota; Viridiplantae; Streptophyta; Magnoliopsida; Myrtales; Lythraceae
Source: RefSeq, a predicted model, not a curated record
GUAAAGGGAGAACCACAUAUUGCUUUCCAUGGCCUAAGAUGACCAAACUCCACAAUACCUGUGGCUGCAAACAAACUAUAGUAACUGUCACCAAAUCCUCGAGAAUCCUCUCGAACCUUCCUCCCGUGGAGCCUAGCCCCAACCGACCGUCCUUGAGACAUCCUGUGAAACCUUCAACCUUAAAGCAUGAAAUCCAAUCAACUGGUGUCUCUGUCUGUCACCAGCUAGUUCUCCAUUGGCGAGCUCAAGCACAACUUAACCACAAUCCAGCGCCCGGAGAAUUUACUAAUAGAUUCGACUGAUCUUUCAGGCUAAGGGCUAUGUCAUCCGAGUGUUACUAUUCGGUGCUGGGGUUGCGGAAGCAGGCGACUGCCGAGGAGAUCCGCUGCGCUUACCGGAAGCUUGCUCUGAAAUGGCACCCGGAUAGGUGGAUGAUGAAGGACCCGACCAUCACCGGAGAAGCCAACAGACGGUUUCAGCGUAUCCAAGAAGCUUAUUCAGUUCUGUCUAACAGAGGAAAAAGAACCAUCUACGACGCCGGACUACUCAGUCUCAUGGGCGAUGACGAUGAUCAGGGAUUUUGCGAUUUCAUGCAAGAAAUGGCCAUCCUGAUGGAAAAGCAGAAGCCACAGGGAGGAAAUAGUUUUGAGGAGCUUAAAGGAUUGUUGAUGGAUAUGAUGGCUAAGGAUGAAAAGAUUGGGCAUCCAAAGCCUUCUCAGGGUGCUUGCAAAAGGACACGCUUUGCUCAUACAUGAGCCGAGUUUAGUUAAACUAGCUAGCGUAGAUGAGAUUACCAUUUUCCCUUGAUUGGAAUUGUAAUUAACUUGCAUAUAUUUUCAAUGUGUAAAUUAGGAAUAAAAUUGGGCAAAAAUUACUUUUUGCUCCCUGAAGUUCAGGGUAUCGACCAUUUUACCUGCCGAGGUUCGCACUUGCACAUCCGACAUGAGAGAAUGAAACUUGAAGUUUUUGAAAUGGCGUGGAAAUGAUGAUGUUGCGCAUAGUUGCAUUCCCUCAUCAAAUGGGCCAGCAGUUUCAAGUUUGCUUCUGAUCUGCGUUCCAAGUAUUCAUACAUGGCCAAUUUGCACGAUCAAAUUAUAUUUUCGAUUUUCUUACUUUGCAUGAAUUCUCCGACUUAAAUCUACAUAUGAACCAUCAUGGUACAUAGCCCAACCAUCAAAAUUUAUGGAACCAGUUUGAAGACUAAACAGAAGAAUUACAACCAAAUGUAAUCGAGGGAGGGUAGCUAGCCGAGGUUUGAGCCAGCCGGUUCUAUUCGAGGGAGGGUAGUUGGCAGGGGCCUCCGACUCCCUUCUCUGAUCCAGCUGAUUUUUCCUUUUUAUUUUAUAUUAUUUUUUGUUUUAUUUUAUUCAUUUUAGGUCCUCAAGUUGCCAUUUGUGCAUACUUACCCUUAAAAAGUCGGAAUGUCAGCAUUUCAUUCA